Molecule: messenger RNA, 1818 nt
Organism: Rhizoctonia solani
Lineage: Eukaryota; Fungi; Basidiomycota; Agaricomycetes; Cantharellales; Ceratobasidiaceae
Product: pyruvate decarboxylase
Exons: 14
Coding region: 1-1818 (605 amino acids)
Molecular function (GO): magnesium ion binding; carboxy-lyase activity; thiamine pyrophosphate binding
Source: RefSeq, a predicted model, not a curated record
AUGUCCCUCUACCUCAUUGAGCGGCUGAAGCAGCUCGGUGUGAAGCAUAUAUUCGGUGUGCCCGGCGAUUUUAAUCUCGAGUUCCUCGACUAUAUUGAGGAUGAUGAUACGCUGCAGUGGGUUGGAAAUGCCAACGAAUUGAACGCUGCCUACGCUGCCGAUGGAUACGCACGCAUCAAACGAUCGCUCUCUUGCAUCGUAACAACCUACGGUGUAGGUGAACUCAGCGCCUUGAACGGAAUCGCUGGCGCGAUGUCUGAGCGCGUUCCUGUACUUCACAUUGUCGGAGUUCCCAGCGAAGCAUUGCAGCAGAAGCAUGCGCUACUUCACCAUACUCUAGGCGAUGGUGUAUUUUCUCACUUUGCGAAAAUGUCUGGCCCGAUCUCCGCGGCGGUGGCCAAGUUGCACACCACUCCGACUGGCACCGAUGGCUUGCCCUAUGAAGUCGAUAGGGUCCUUUCGGCUGCCCUCACGCAGUGUCGCCCAGUUUACUUGACAUUCCCUACGAACUUGCAUCACGUCAAAGUUCCGUCAAAGAACCUCUUAACACCACUUCCUCACCCCCAUAGCGCCCCGUUAACCCCGGCUGCGUUGCUCGAGGAGCAUGUCACUGACUCCCAAGCUGACAAGGAGUUGGAACUUGUUGUAGGGGAAAUCCAGCGACUCUUCGAGGCAAGUCACGAUCCCGUUGUGCUGGUCGAUGCAUGCGCCGAGCGGUUCGGCGUUGAGGGGGAGGUCGAAAAGCUGGUUACAGCUACCGGUGUAAAGUUUUUCACUACCCCCAUGGCAAAAGGUGUUCUCGAUGAGAGUCAUGAAUCGUUUGGAGGUGUUUAUGUUGGUGCAAAUUCUCUCCCGGCCGUCCGGGAACUUGUCGAGAAGAGCGAUCUAGUUCUCGCUGUUGGCGCACUGAAAUCAGAUUUCAACUCCGGAUCCUUCUCCUGGGGGGUGGAGGUCAAGCACAUAGUCGAGCUUCACUCAACUCACACUCAAAUCGGAUACGCCCACUACCCAACCGUAACUUUCCGCACCCUACUACCAGCAUUGAACGAGAAAUUGGCGGAAAGUAUCGCCAAGCAUGGUCCAAAGACUGGAACGACUCGCAAACAAGAGAACCUCAAGCUGGCUGAAGAGCAACAGGCCCAAGCUGCAGAAGGUCCGAUCAAAGAAGUGGAAACAGAGGACGCCCAGAGGUUUGGAAAGGGCGCUAUUACUCAAGCUUAUCUCUGGGCCCGUAUGGGCAAAUGGUAUCGCGAGAAUGACAUCAUUGUCUCUGAGACUGGCACAUCAAACUUUGGAAUCAUUGAUGUUCCAGUGCCAAAAAAUACAUCUGUAGUCUCUCAAGUAUUAUGGGGCUCAAUUGGUUACAGUGUUGGAGCUGCUCUCGGAUGUGCAUUGGCUGCAAAGGAGCAGGGAGAUCGUCGUGUGAUCCUCUUUGUUGGCGACGGAAGUCUUCAGCUUACCCUUCAAGAGAUUGGCACAAUGAUCCGCCAUGAGCUUAACCCAUACAUAUUUGUUUUGAAUAACGACGGAUACGAGAUUGAGCGGUGCAUUCAUGGACCAACUCGCGGGUACAACAAUAUCCAGCCUUACAAUCAUCAACUUCUCCUUCAGGCACUUUCAAAUCCCGAUGGAAGCCAGCCAACGAAAUCGUACAAGGUCAAGUCCCAAACUGAACUCAAUGCUUUGUUGGAAGAUGAGACCUUCAACAAGAGAGAGACCAUCCAACUUAUUGAGCUUAUCAUGCCGCGUGACGAUGUCCCUAGAGCGCUCAAAACUCAAGCACAAUUGACUGCCAACGCGAACGCUGGGCUCUCUUGA